GACACCAGCACAAAGAUGCAAUGGGCUGAUUAUUUCCACAAUAUUGUUCAGCGGUACCAAGUCAUUGUGGAAGGCUGGCCCGAGAACAUUCCAUUUACAAACCUUGUCCAAUCGUUGAGCGCUCUUGCAGACCUUGAAAUGCUUUGGCACAGGUGGGACACUGAAAAAAUAUACUGGAGGGCCUUGAGUGAUGAGGAGUUUGCGCAACUCCACAAGGAACAUGAAGACAAGCUUGAGAGCGGCAAACUAGUUGAACGUCAUUGUCGAACGAGAUCAGACAAAGGAAAGAAACGCAACAAUGCAGAUGCAAGGAAGUCUACUACUCACCGCAAGCAGUACAAGAGCAUGGAGACCAUCGCUGAUGACGACAGCGACAGUGGUAUGGAGGAAGACGAGCCCAUUCAUGAGCCAGCAGCCCCGUUUGGUGAUAACAGCACGGAGAUCGUCACUGCUGAUGACAGUAACAGUGGUAUGGAGGAAGACGAGCCCAUUCAUGAGCCAGCAGCCCCAGCUGGUGAUGUUGCCACUGCUGCUUCUGCUUCGGCCUCUGUGGAUCCAUCUUAUCAGCCUUCAGACAAUCUUUCUGGAUCCUUCACUAACAAUUUCGGCCUUCCUGACUUUGACUAUAAUGUGAUGUUGGCCCAGUUAGAUAGAUUGUAUGGCCCUCCUCCUACAUCAUUGAACUCAUUGUUGUAG
Messenger RNA from Suillus subalutaceus, 696 nucleotides. RefSeq lists its product as uncharacterized. The transcript has a single exon. NCBI's taxonomy places the organism in Eukaryota, Fungi, Basidiomycota, Agaricomycetes, Boletales, Suillaceae. The record is from RefSeq and is a predicted model, not a curated record. The annotation marks the transcript as partial.